Penicillium diatomitis is the source of this 2619-nucleotide messenger RNA. RefSeq lists its product as uncharacterized. Bases 1 to 2619 code for a protein of 872 amino acids. Lineage: Eukaryota; Fungi; Ascomycota; Eurotiomycetes; Eurotiales; Aspergillaceae. The transcript is spliced from 2 exons. The record is from RefSeq and is a predicted model, not a curated record.
AUGAAGCUCUUCGCCUAUCUUCCCCCGGCGGUCCCCUUCCUCUUCGCUGCCCUGGUCGUCGGCGGCCUCGCGUCCAAAACGUUGCAUAUCGCCUUGCAUUUUCAUUCACUUCCGCUCCUUUAUUUCGUGUUAUACUCCCCGACACUGGUGCUCCAAGAUAUUUUCGUGAUCGCCUUUGCGCGCGUGCUGCUGCUCACUCCAACCCCGGAGAUCAAACUUCAAUGGCUCUCGACUGUUCUUGGGGGAAUACUCUCAUUGAUAGUAUGGGGAGCGUCGUCAGUCCAAUGGGGUUUCUUCAUGCAGACGGGCGCAGAAGUCGACUGGGCCGCGUCAAAUAGUUUCCUCAGUGACCCUGCUGCCAUGAAGAUUCUAUUGAGCGGUAUCUCCACAGUCUCCGCGGCUGGUACAAUCAUUGGACUGGUUGCCUGGCUGGCCAACACUAAAUUCUACCACUGGACGGGACUCGGCUUGCAGGCGAUUCGAGGUCUUUUCAGUAGCGGGAUUCGAUCGCGAUACACUCUGCUCGGCGUUCCUGACAGAUCGUGGCUUAGCACGUCCUGGCUCACAAAGAUGGAUUUCAAAACGACGUGUCGUGUCGCGAUCAUCGUCUCCUUGAGUUCCUCGUUGCUCUUCUUGGAGCUGACUCGGCCAUCGAUCCCCUACGAUCACCUCUCCGGCGCCUUACCAUUGACGCUAUUGGAUGCUUUCAGCAAGAAAUCCGUCACCACAAGUGGUUGUCGUCAACCUUCGCAGAAAUUCCCUCUCUGGACGAGCGUCAACCCCGGUCUGUUGGCCAACGGAUGGUCGCGCCCAUCGUGGCUACCCGAAAGUCCACCGUCGGGAUUCAGUCGUUACGAACACUCCCCCGAGGAGCUUGCAGUGAAGGACAAUCCUUCCUGGUACGGCUGCAACGAGGCUGAACCUGGCUUCUACAACCCCAAGAAAGACCCUCUGAAGAUUUCCAAUUUGGAUGGCGAAAUCUACGCCCCGCUCAAGGCCGCAUUUGAUAAACACAACGUCGAGAUUGAACAUGUGAUCUUGGUGACUCUCGAAAGUGGGCGGAAGGAGGUCUUCCCCAUGCAGCAAGGCACCCCCAUGUUCGAUGCUCUGCUUGAUUCUCAUCCAAAGGAGGAGCGAGAGCAGGCAAUUGACAAGUUGGUCACGAUGACCCCGGUGUCGCAGAUGCUGACGGGCGAGUAUGCCACCGAUAGCAAGGGACAGCGGGUGAAUUUGACUGGCGCCAACUGGCAGGAUUCGGCCCCAGAGGGCAUGGGAGGGCUGAACGUCCGAGGCGCCAUCACCGGUAGCUCUUUGACAUUCAAAAGUGUUUUGGGCAGUCAUUGUGGUGUCCACCCACUUCCGGUGGACCUACUGGAGGAAACAGAGCUGGAGAUUUAUCAGCCCUGCUUGCCCCAGCUGUUUGAACUGUUUAACACGGUCAAGGGCUCAGACGCCGGUUCAUCCAGAUCAGAGCGGGACGAAUCCGCACCACCGGCUUGGAAGAACCCGUGGAAGUCGGUCUUUAUGCAGUCUAUCACCGAUGGCUAUGAUCGCCAAGAUACCCUGAACGAGAAUAUGGGCUUCAAGCAUAAGGUGGUGAAGAGUACUUUGACCUCGAGCGGAUCCAAGUAUCAGGCCCAGGGCAGCGAGAUCAACUACUUUGGAUACGCCGAGACGGAAUUGAAGCCUUACAUCAAGGAUCUCUUCGAGGAGGCUGCCCACAACAAGACCCGCAUGUUCCUCUCUCAUAUCACAAGCACCACGCAUCACCCGUGGAAUACCCCUGAUGAUUUCAGAAACGACGAUUACAUGGGCAGUCGGGGAAGUAUUAACCACACCCCAAUGAACAACUACUUGAACACCGUUCGCUUUGUGGACGGCUGGCUGGGUGAGAUCAUGGCUAUGCUUGACCAGACUGGCAUUGCCAAUUCCACUCUUGUAGUAAUUGUGGGCGAUCACGGUCAGGCCUUUGCGGAAGACCACAAGGAGAUGACGGGCACGUAUGAGAACGGCCAUAUCAGCAAUUAUCGUGUUCCCAUCGUUUUCCGACACCCGCACAUGCCCCGCCUCAACAUUGAUGCAAAUGCCACCUCGAUUUCGAUCAUUCCCACCAUCCUCGACCUCCUCAUUCAAUCGAAGUCCCUUGACCCCCGCGACUCAGAAAUGGCUUCAGCUCUGCUCUCUGAUUAUCAAGGUCAAUCUCUUAUCCGCCCAUUCGUUCCCUCGAUCAAACAGAACCCCGACGCGAAUGCUCAAGCUCCCCGCGAGACCAACAGUCGGAUUUCGCGCAAACCGCACUCCAAGCCUGGCGAUCACACCCAGCACAAUUGGAACUUCGGAAUCGUCAACGCUGGUGGAUCUAUGGUUGCAGUCACUGCCGCCGGCACCCCGUGGCGUCUGAUUCUGCCCCUGAAAGAGAAUUUCGAAUACAUUUUCAGUGACCUGGACAAGGACCCCGGGGAGCUACAUCCGCUCAACGCCUGGACCAUUAAGGAGCUGCUCAAAGAGGUCUCUUCCAAGUACGGAGACGCUGCCGCCAAAUGGACCCGAGACGCAGAGCGAGUUGGGAAAUGGUGGGUCAACGAACAAAGACGCAACUGGGGAUAUCGCGAGGCGUGA